Molecule: messenger RNA, 5394 nt
Organism: Anopheles arabiensis
Lineage: Eukaryota; Metazoa; Arthropoda; Insecta; Diptera; Culicidae
Source: RefSeq, a predicted model, not a curated record
ACCCAAACGGAGAUCCUGUGUUGCCUUGGUUACUUGUUUUUCCCCCUUCUGGUUUUACUGCAUCCGUGCGUGUGUGUGGCUCUCGAAUGUUGACGAUGACGAUGUGCUGUGGCUUUGUGUAGUGUGUAGAGUUGUGAGUGAGUGCAUUUUUGUUUGAUGUUUUGUGAAGCUCUCUUUUGAGGUGAAGGGUGCUCGGGUCCCGAUGCACCGUGAAAGGCAACGGUCAAGCAACGAUCGGACACGAUGACGAUACAGCAGCAACAGCCAAACAACAGCGGUGACGCGCUGCAUCCAUCGUCACAGGGUCAACCGCAUCGUUAUCAUUUGCAUCAUGAUCCGGCGUACAACAUCACCACCGCCGAGGCCGAUCUCGAUUACACCAGUGACAACAGUGUAGCGGUACUGCAGCACCAUCAUCCCUCGGUGGUUCAUCAUCAUCCUCACGCCCAUCAGCAGCAGCAGCAGCCGCAGCAACACCACCAUCACUACAUGCCAUCGAGCUCCAGUUCCUGUGAUAAUACCAAACAACCGACCCGGCUGGGCCCGGGUGGCGGCAACUCGAGUGCGGGUGGUUCCUGCGACGAGAAUACGCCCAGCGUUUUGGAUGUUAAUCUUGACACGAAGAAGAUUUCACUUGCCCACAAUGGCUCAAGACUGAACUCACCGGUUCGCUUCGGCGACGAGCGGAAGUAUGGGAACAAUCACAACCAUCAUCAUCACCAUCAUCAUCACCAUCAUGGGCACGCUGGUGGUGCGGGCCCCCACAGCCAUCACAUCGAGGUGUACAGCGACGGUACGCCCGGUCUCGAGACUAGCAAGCUGGAAGAGGAGAUCUCCGAGGAUGAUCGGGGGCCACCGCUACCUCCCCGACCGGCACCCCGCGCACGGACCACCGCCCAGCGGCUUGAAACGGCUUCCUCAACGUCCGGCGUGCGGAAGUACGUCAUCUGGUGUUUGAUAUGUGGCGGCAUCUCCAGCCUGCUCGGGGUGCUCUUUCUCGGCAUCUACUUCCUGCUGCGAUCAUACACCAGCACGGUCGGCUACUUCGAAACGGUGCCAACGUUCGUCCCUGCCACGCUGCUCAUGCUGACGGGUAUCUGCAUUAUGAGCCUGGCAAGACGCCGCAACCGGUACAGUUACUUGAUCAAACUGUCCGGUGCGUGUGGGCUAGCGUCGGCUCUAACCUGCGCCCUGGUGACGGUCACCACGACCGUCCUGCACAUGAGCCGGCUGCAGGUGUUGCGCGAGUGCGAGUACACGCAGAAGACGCGCACCUGCACCUGCUACUCGGUGACGGCCGACAAGCAGACGGAGUCGGGCGUGGACGAUAGCGUCCGGUUCGUGUUCGACUCGACCUCCGACUGUGGCGUCGUGCAUGGGGCACUGUACUCUUGCUUGCGGGCCGUCUUUGGCCUGUCGGUGGCGGGUGUGUUGGUGGCCGUGUUUAGCUGCAUGCUCGUGUACCAGCUGCUGAGCCAUGAGCGGAAAAAGAUGUACUGGGAGCAGCUGGAGUUGCGAUGUCGCUCGCUGUACUCGGGCCAGCCGGGUGGUCCUCCCGGGUCGGUGCUACCGGCCGGUCCGGCCAUGCUUGGUGGGGUCGGUGGUGGUGCUGGCCCAGGGCUUGGAGGAGGUGCAGGACGGGCGGGCAAUUGUCGGUGCUGUGAGCAGUGCCAUGCGCAUCGGAGCGUACUGCCACCGUCAGCGUACCCGUGGGAAGGGGACGGUCGCUUCUGGACGCCGGGUCAGGCGGGCAACUUUUACUCGCCCAACCCGGGCGGGGAGGAACCGGGUGUCGGGGGUCGAUUGAAUGCGUCGAGCGGACGGCGUAUGCCGGGCUGGAGCUGGCCCCGCAUGCCCUGGCAGCGGAACGAUACCGCGCAACGGUUGUCCCCGCACAGUCCCGACUCGCAGUACGGGUUUUCGAAUCGGGCGGGAGUGACGGGGCCGAUGCUACCGGCCGGCGGUACCCUGCUCGGCGAUCCGGGACAGCCGCGGUACAACGUGAUCGAUCAGCAGUACGGGAUUUGGGGCCCACCGCCACCGUACAGCGACCCGAACAGUCCGGCCCGGCGUGGUCGCUAUCAGUACAUCCAUCCGGUGCAGUGUGGCCCGCCGCUGCUAGAUCCGACCAGUGGGGGUGGUGGCAUGGCAGGUUCACCGCUUAUGCAACCGGGUGCCGCUGGACCAGGGAUUGCCAUGCUGGAGUGCCAUCAGCACGCGGUGAUGGGCGUGGACGUGCACGGCAUCCCGCAGCAGUACGUCGGUGGAGGACCAGCGGCACUGAACGGCCCGAACCAGCAGCCACUCCCUUCCAACUAUGGCCGGGGUGGUGGUGGUGGUGGUGGCGGUACUGGAGGAGCCUCUUCCAGUGGCAGCAAUCUCGGUGGCAGCAAACGGCUGCAACAGCAGACGACGACCAGCUACUGCAAACCACAGUCGAAGGAAGCGUACGAAAACACACCCUCCGAUAGUGACGGCCCAGGGCGGGAUCGGUUUUCCAACACACUGCCCGCACGCAAGGCGAAGAAACGGGUAGAGGCGGGCGCCAAGAGUAUCGGACCGGCCAACAACAGCAACGGUCAGUCGACGGGUGGAGGGGGCGGUGGUGGCCGGGUUAAUGUACAAAACGUGUUCGGUGCAAACGGUGGCCCCGGUUCGCUCGAAACGUCCGAGAACGAGUACAACGAACCGAACCUACCUCCCGCCACCGGAGGAGGAGCAGGUGUGGAUGAGCCGGCACGAGGCUCUCCAUCGCACGGGCUAGUGCACGUUGCCCCUCACGUCUCUCAGCCACCGCGCAACCGGCGCCCAAAACUCCCCAACGCGGUCGGCAUCGAGAACGGCGCCUUCCAGACGGUGGAAACGCUCGAGGCUGAGGCGGCUGGUGGCAAGCUGCUCGAGCCGACCGAGUCCGAGGUGUACUUUGCGGACGUGAGCAGCUGCUGCAACAUGUCGGUCAAGAACGACAACUACUACGAAGAUGCCAACCAAAGACGCAAAAAGGAGAAACAGCAGCAGCAGCAGCAGCAAGACCAAGCGGACGAGUACAUCGCCCAGCGGUUUGGGAAGCGUGAGGCAUCGGUCCGGAGCCGGCAACCGUUCCCCCAGUCGGCGGUGCAUGGCGGUGGGCUGGGUGAGAAGCCCGUCAUGCCGCGAUCGUCCCUGCUGCCGAAGGACCACUCCCGCCAGAGCAUGUGCUCGAUGGAUUCGGGCGAGCGGACGGACUACACCGAUCUGUCCCCGGCCACACCCAGUACAAACUUCCCAUCGAUCGGUGGUGGUCCGGCUGGUGGGAAAUCGCACCAGCAGCAACAGCAACCGCAGCAAACCUCAGCGACCGAUGGCAACUUUAUCGCCUCCUACCCGUACUCGUCGAACGAGCAGAGCCAGGAGGCGCACCGGCGGUCGACGAAAAACCUGCACGACAUCUUCCUGGCGCCCGACUCGCAGUACGAGGUAAUGAAGGAAUUGCAUAGGUUUAAGUCGACACCACUAACGCUAACACCCUUCGAACCGCCGCCGGACGGUGGUCGCUCAUCCACUUCGCUCUGCCAGGACCUGCCGCCGGGACCGUAUGGUGCGGGGACGUCGGCGUCGGCGGCGACGAUGGCGACGACGACGACGACGACGCCGGCCAGCAGCCAUUCGACGAAGCCGAAAUCGCCCAAGAAUCUCAACAUCACGCCAAUCAAGCGGCAGAGCCUGGGCACGAACAUCAGCUCGAUCAUCCAGAACCUGAGCGGCAGCGACGUGGGGCUGCUGUAUCCGGAGGGACGGACCCAUGGGGCGUACCAUACCGGGGGCGGUGGUAUCGGCUCGUCGGACGGUUCGUCCUCCAACGGGGAGGGCACGAUCGCGGUGACGGUGACGGGCAGUCGUCGGACGGUGCCGACGGACGUGAAUGAUAGCAUUAGCAGCAACGAGGACAAUGAGGAUCAUCCAUCGAGUGAGGGUGAGCGGAGACGGGCGGCCAAUGAUCGGCGGUUGUGAGACGAAGUGUACGUGUGAGCAUCGCUCACCGGCCCGGCUAUCCUGCAGCUCGUGUAGAUGUGGUCCUCCAAGGUCCAGGGAGGUUCAUGAAUGAUGAAGCUUGUUUAAGAGUAGGAUUCUUUAUGCGGCUAUGACAGAGAAGUGGCUAUUCCAAGAUUCGGUGCGAUGCAAGCAUUCAGCUCAACAAACCCAACAGAGGCCCCUACUGCAUCAAGGAAUUGUUGAUUUAUGUUAGCAACUUUAAAGGCCAAGUGUACGCCCUCCAGCAGCAUGCAUCUACUUGACAACCUAUCCAUCCGGAACGAUCGCGUCCAUCAGAUCUAGGCAACGUGGGGGUUCUUUCCUCCAAAGUCCAGCCUGUUAAUCGUCGUUAAUCCCAAUCCCCAGUUAGGAGUUGUUAGGAACUCUUUUUUUUGUUGGCACCUAAAGGCAAAAUUAGGCCAGAGGAUGUGAUCGUCCGCGUACAUGAUCUCCCCCGAUCAUCAGUGUUUUUUUGUUUUGUUGUUUGCAGCAGCUUUAAUACGUUCGCGUCUCGUUUAGAGCCACCAAACUAGCAAAUUAGGCUACAAAUAUUCAAAAUACUCCAAAUAUUUCGUUCAUACCCCUACGUCGGUAUAGAUAUUUAGUGUAAAUAGAUGUACGCUCCUCACUCAUUAGUAGACAGGAAGAAAACCCUCGUUACAUACACACUUAACAGCAUCCCGAUGCUGACAUUGCUGUUAACUAGGUAAAGCUUUAUGCAAUUUAAUGUUUGUAGGAAUUUCGUUUACACUCUGUCUUUACACUUCACGCGGGGUUGGUGGACUCCCCGCCGGCAUCACCCACAAUGAUCGUGUGUUCCCCUUCCCGUAGAACCUUAAAACAGUGUAGUUAAGUUAUCCUUAGUGGCGUUAGAGGAACAAAAUGCACACACACACACAAAUAUACUAAAGUCGGUCGGUCAGUGUGGGAAAGAAUGGUAAUAGAAGAAAAAAAAAAGAACAAAUCGCUCAAAUAAUAGUUUAAUAGUUUAGCGCGUUUCCAUCAGAGGGAGCCACACACACAACAGAUCUGUUGCCAUGUACAAACGAAUCCGCACUACUAAUACAACAACAACAACUACUACUACUACUGCGACUACUGGACCGUAUGGAGACUAUUUGCUACUAGGUGUACUAUAAAGAUCGCCGGUGGGAUUGAGUUCGCACCCGAAAGUGUCACUUCCGACGGUUUCUAGUUCUGUAGCGAGGUAAUAUUCUAACGUUUGCCAAUCGACUCUUCACCGCAGAGAGCAGCAAGCAACAGACAAAAAUACGUGUAAAAUGUGUAUGUGUGUGUUUGUAUGUGGUGCACCAGAUGCGAACAAUCGCACGAACAAAGCAAAACGCGAAAUAAAUAUUAUGUAUUCAUUUGUUAGAAAAGAAA